GAGAGUUGAGUGUUUUGCACGGCGUGCACAGCACAGCGUCUGACUGAAAAACAGUGGUGUCACUGUCACCUGCCAUGGUAGCGUGAUUUUCUGGAGCGCUGACCGAAGACCAGAAUGUUCCGCUUAGACCCCUCGGUGUCGGACAGCUCGGUUUUGAGUCGGCCCUGAUUCCUUUCAGCCAGCGGACAUCCGGACAGGCAGUGGUGUGCUGUGAACCGGCCAGUCACGUGACCAGAGCCAUCACACCCAGGCGUUGGACACUUCCUGUAGUGCAGUGUUGGUGGGAUGGCCUCCAAGCUGUUGGACAGACUUCGACGCACACUGUUCAAAGAAGGAGAAAUCCCAUCUGAAACAGAAGGUAUUGAUGAUUUCCCAGAGAGCUCCGAACUUGAAGAUGAUACGGACUGUAUCUCCGCAAGGCUGGGAGGAACCCUCUGCUUUGAAGGCGAUGGUGCUCAGGAGUCUGGAGAGGAUGCCGGAGAAGGUUCAGGGCCUGAGAGUGAUUCCGAUUUCCUGGGAGAGUCCAUGGAUAAUGCCUGCAGCAGCACAGAAACUAGUCCCGUGGGUCUGUCCCCAAAGGGCUCGUCGAUGUUGACGCGUCAACUGCAGGAGAGCUGGCGGAGUUUGAAAACACGCAGCGUGCCUGAGAGGCUUGUUUUUGAAGUGACCGAUGCCAGUGUGGUCCAAGAGGGCAGUUCCAAAUAUGUGCUCUAUACCAUUCAGGUGCUUCAGUCUGGGUCAUUUGACAAGACCCCAGGCCUCAUCACCCGGCGCUACUCUGACUUUGAGCGUCUGCACAGCCGCUUGCGCCGUCGCCACGGCGAUGAAAUGGAGGGCCUGUGUUUUCCACGCAAGAAGCUGCGCAAGAACUUUGCGGCCGAGACCAUCGCCAAGCGGAGUCGGGCGUUUGAGCAGUACCUGUCCCAUAUGCACUCCCUAGCUGGCCUGCGGCGCUCACCUGUCUUCCUGGAGUUUUUCUACCUGGGCGACCUGAGGGCUGGGCAGAUGCUGAUGCGUGUGGGCCGCUACCAGGAUGCCCUGGGUGCCUUACUCAAUGCGCUGAGGCUCCAGGAGAAACUGGGCUGCCAACAGAUGCUGCAACAACACCAGCACCUCCACCACCACCAGCAGCACCAGCAGCAGCAACACCAACAAAACAGCCCACAGGGUGUUCACUGGCUCUUCAACCUGUGUGCCCUUGUGAGCUGCUUCCAGGACCUGGACCAGCUGGAGGAGGCUCAGGAGCACUGUGACCGGGCCCUGAGGGACAUCGCCCCUUCCCAGGAGGCCCUGCAGCAGCAGCAGCAGCAGCUGCAGCUCCACCCUCUCCUGAUCCCCCUCCUGCAGUACAACGUCAGGCUCUCGUGGAAGAUCUCCAAGGACAAGCGUCAGUGGGAGGCCCUGCUCCAGGAGAUCCAGGACCUGGGGGUGGACGUGGGGAAUCAGCCCAACCUCAAGGAGUACCUGAUCAAGGAAGUGCUGGAAGACAGCGAGGGGGACACCAAGUCCAAAGUCAAAGGAGAUGAUAUCACUUAAUCAUUUACUUGAAGAUGCACACUGUUUGGUUGCCGUGAGGGUGUGGGUUUUAAAUGUGCAUUUUUUUCUCUCUUUUAUUGCAAGGACAUUAACCCUCACACACUCCAGCGACUGAUUUGUACUGAGUAGACUGCAAACCUCUGAGGCCUUUUCCUGAGUGCUUUGGCCAACUGCAACUAUUAGAUAUGCUGGCUGCUUUUUUAUUGCUCAUGCUAUUUUGCAAGUAAAGUGCAGUCAAAUGUAGGUGAUAGGUCUCAGGUUGAUAAAUGCUGUCUAGUACAAAGCUAGAUCAUAUAUUUAGCAUAGCUGUGUCGAAUUAUACAAGGUCAUAAAGUCAGCCUACAAACUGUUAUUUUGUUUGUUUGUGAGAAAGCACACUUUGAAUAUAAUCAAUUGUAAACAGUUACAUUCAGAUCCAGAGAAAAAUGUGUAUCUAAGUGCUAUGAAUCCAACCCAUGACCCCUAAGGAAUAGAUGGCAUUUAUUUUUUUUUAUAUAGUAGUGAAAAUCUGUCUGCUUGAUUCAAUUCUAUGAAACUGCGAUUUACUGCAAUUCACUUUGAUGACCUGUGAUAUAAACUUAAAGGGCCCAUAUUUAUUGAAUUUUAAUAGUGAAACAUAUGUGUUUGUCAGUCUUAUGUUUUGUCUUUACUUUGCUGUUUGGUAAUGUUUUUGUGUUGUUUUGGUGUUGUGACUAACUUGCACAUUUCAGCUUUUUUUUUUUUUUUUUUAAAGACACACUAUAUUGUAGCAUGCUUAUUUUACAGACACAGCAUGUUAUAUUUGUUACAGUUUUAUUCCUGACACAAAUGUAUAGCUUAGCCUGUGGGACACAGAUGUUUUCUUGUGUAAUUCUUCACAGACCUUUCAAUAUAAAACUACCACUCUGUUUAGGAGUCCUGUUAAGUCUGCUUAAACAGAUAGAUUUUUUUAAAAACUGAUCACUAGAGUUGUUUUAAAAGUGCCUUUGCACAGACCUCUCAUAUUUGUGAUGUGAAUGGAAAUAUAUUGCUAGCUGCUCCCUUAAUUAUUUUAUACUAGACACUUGGAUGGAAUAUUUUCGUAUAGAACUGAAGUACUGUGUAGAAAUGCAUGGAUUUGCAAAAGGGACUUAAGGAUACUUUUUGAGGAAAUAAAUAUUUUGAAAAUGCAA
This is a messenger RNA of Sardina pilchardus (European sardine), 2687 nucleotides long. It is a transcript of the gene snx21, whose product is annotated as sorting nexin family member 21. The record is from RefSeq and is a predicted model, not a curated record. NCBI's taxonomy places the organism in Eukaryota, Metazoa, Chordata, Actinopteri, Clupeiformes, Clupeidae. Bases 286 to 1536 code for a protein of 416 amino acids. Gene Ontology annotation, cellular component: early endosome membrane. The transcript has 4 exons. Gene Ontology annotation, molecular function: protein binding; phosphatidylinositol phosphate binding. Gene Ontology annotation, biological process: protein transport.